Morchella importuna is the source of this 1842-nucleotide messenger RNA. RefSeq lists its product as uncharacterized. The transcript has 5 exons. Gene Ontology annotation, biological process: glutathione catabolic process. Gene Ontology annotation, cellular component: plasma membrane; fungal-type vacuole. Gene Ontology annotation, molecular function: glutathione gamma-glutamate hydrolase. NCBI's taxonomy places the organism in Eukaryota, Fungi, Ascomycota, Pezizomycetes, Pezizales, Morchellaceae. The record is from RefSeq and is a predicted model, not a curated record. The coding region runs from base 1 to 1842 and encodes 613 amino acids.
AUGAGCACCCGCUCACCCCCCUCCCGCGUGCGCUUCUCGCCCGAAGUCUCGCGCUCCCACUCGCCCGACUACUGGGCGCCCAGCCCCGACAGCGACGACCCGCAGCAGCAGAUGCUCGCCAAGCCGCUCUCGCUCCCGCUCCCGCUCCCGAGUGCGCGCGGGCGCCGGCGGAGGGCGGACGACGAUGUAGAGGUGCCGUGGAUGCGGCUGCCCAUGACGAUCAUGCUCGUGGCGGUGCUCAUGGUCUUUGCGGUGGGCUUUGGGGUCAUAUUUUGGGAGAAUGAGGCCGAGGGGAGCGACAGGGACAUCCUCGUCAACGCCCAGCACGGCGUUGUUUCCUCCGACGUCGACGUCUGCUCCGAGAUUGGCGUCGGCAUCUUGAAGAAGGGCGGCAACUCCAUUGACGCAAUCAUUGCCACCGGCGUCUGCAUCGGCGUCAUCGACUCCUUCUCCAGCGGCAUCGGCGGCGGCGGCUUCCUCGUCGCCCGCACCGUCCAUGGUGACUCCAAAUCCUUCAACUUCCGCGAGAUGGCGCCCGGCGCCGCCACGCGCGACAUGUACAACGGCCAGCCGCUCCUCGCGCAGAUUGGCGGACUCGCCGUCGCGAUCCCGGGCGAGGUGGACGGAUACGCGACGGCGCACGCGCUGUACGGGAAGCUAGCAUGGCACGAGCUGUGGGUGCCGAGCGUCGAGCUGUGCCGCGGCGGGUUCGUGGUCACGGCCACGCUCGGCUACCACAUACACACGCAUGCGGCCUUCUUCACGGCCAACAGGCACAGCUGGGAGCACCUGUUUUCGGAGGAGACGGGCGAGCUGCUGCGCCCCGGGGAGAUUAUGCGGAGGUGGGCGUACGGGAGUACGUUGGAGGUUAUUGCGGCGGCGGAGGAGGCGGGCGAGGGGGGUGAUACGUAUAGGGGGGUGCGCGAGUUCUAUAAUGGCACUAUUUCGAGGCAGUUGGCGAGGUUUGUGCAGAAUAAUGGCGGGAUCCUGACGGAGGAGGACUUUGGAAAUUUCUUUACGGUGGUGGAGGAGACGGCAAAGACCAUUAUUGAUGAUAUGGAGGUUAUUACUUGUCAGUCGCCCUGCGGUGGACCGGUGCUGAUCGAAGGCCUCAACAUCGCCGAGGGCCUCGACAUGCGAGACCCCCAAGACCCGCUCUCCUAUCACUAUCUCGUAGAAACCAUGAAAUGGCUCUCCUCCGGCCGCACCGAACUCGGCGACCCCACCGACCCCACCGUCGCCGCCAACCACCCACGCAUCCACGAGCUCACCACAAAGCACUGGGCCGCCUCCGUGCGCGCCAACAUCUCCAGCACCCACACCUACCCCUGGGCGCACUACAAGCCGGCCUACGAGCCCACCGAGCCCCAUGGCACCUCGCACAUCUCAGUCUUUGACCGCCACGGCGGCGCCGCGGCCCUCACAACCACCGUCAACCUGCACUGGGGUGCCAUGAUCCACGACCCCGUCACCGGCAUCGUGCUCAACAGCGAGAUGGACGACUUCUCCAUCCCCGGCCGCAGAAACGCGUACAACCUCGAGCCGAGCGUCUACAACUACAUCCGGCCGUACAAGCGGCCGCUGUCGUCCACGGCGCCGACUAUCGUUGUGGAGGGCGAUGGCAACGUUGGGCUGGUCAUUGGCGGCAGCGGCGGGAGCAGGAUUGUGACGGGCGUGUUUGAGGCGGUGGUGAAGACGUACUUUUGGGGGUGGGAUCUGCUGGAUACGAUUAAGAGCCCGAGGCUGCAUCAUCAGUUGAUACCCGAGACGGUGAGCGCGGAGUGGGAUAUGGAGGCGUGGGUGGUGAGGGGUUGGAGGAGAGGGGGCAUAGUGUGGUCAUGA